Molecule: messenger RNA, 3269 nt
Organism: Phacochoerus africanus (Common warthog)
Lineage: Eukaryota; Metazoa; Chordata; Mammalia; Artiodactyla; Suidae
Gene: COL26A1
Product: collagen type XXVI alpha 1 chain
Exons: 13
Coding region: 395-1789 (464 amino acids)
Molecular function (GO): protein binding
Source: RefSeq, a predicted model, not a curated record
ACCCAAACAGGGACGGUUCUAAAGAGCGUGUGUGCCGGGAUUCAGGCCCAAGGUCUGGCUUUCGGGGCGCGCGGCUCUCGGGACCCCCAGCGGAGCGGAAACCCCCGUUCUGCCGCCAGGGCAGUCUCCUCGGCCCCGGACCGCCGAGGGUUAAUGCGAAAGACCCACGCCCCCUUUGACGGAGCAGAGCCCACCUCGCUGAAUUUGAAAAGGCGGCCCUGAGAGGCGUGGGCGCCCCCGAGACACUUCCAGCUCGGACCCGGGCUCCGUCCGCUCGCCGGCGCGCUCGUUCGGCUCCCGGUGGGGGCCGCGGGUUUCGUCCCGCCGCCGGUGCGCUCCCAACUGUCCUCCCGCCCGGGGACUCCGGGUCCCCGCGGGCGGGCGGGCGCGCAAGAUGAAGCUGGCUCUCCUCCUGCCCUGGGCGUGCUGCUGCCUAUGCGGGUCGGCGCUGGCCACCGGCUUCCUCUACCCCUUCCCGGCCGCAGCCUUGCAGCAGCACGGCUAUCCCGAGCCGGGCGCCGGUUCCCCCGGCAGUGGCUACGGGAGCCGCCGGCACUGGUGCCAUCACACGGUGACACGGACGGUGUCCUGCCAGGUGCAGAACGGCUCGGAGACAGUGGUCCAACGCGUGUACCAGAGCUGCCGGUGGCCGGGGCCCUGCGCCAACCUCGUGAGUUACAGGACUCUGAUCAGACCCACGUACAGAGUGUCCUACCGCACAGUGACGGCGCUGGAGUGGAAGUGCUGCCCUGGCUUCACCGGGAGCAACUGUGACGAGGAAUGCAUGAACUGUACGCGGCUCAGUGACAUGAGUGAUCGGCUGACCACGCUGGAGGCCAAGGUUCUCCUGCUGGAAGCAGCCGAGCGGACCCCAGGCCCAGACAAUGAUCUGCCGACGCCCCAGAGCCCCCCACCACCCUGGAAUGAGGAUUUCUUCCCUGACGCCAUCCCUCUCGCCCACCCUGGGCCCCAGAGGAGAAGGCCCAUGGGCCCAGCCGGGCCCCCUGGACAGACGGGACCACCCGGGCCUGCAGGCCCCCCAGGCUCCAAAGGUGACCGGGGCCAGGCAGGGGAGAAGGGCCCAGCAGGACCCCCUGGCCUCCUGGGGCCGCCAGGGCCCCGCGGGCUUCCUGGAGAGAUGGGGCGGCCUGGCCCCCCCGGCCCCCCCGGCCCAGCAGGCAGCCCGGGCCUCCCUCCAAACGGCCCCCAAGGCGUCCUCUACUCCUUGCAGCCUCCCACAGGCCCGGACAAUGGAGACAUGCAGCUGGCCUCCGCCGCCGUGGACACGGUGCUGGCGGGCGUUCCGGGGCCCCGGGGCCCCCCCGGCCCUCCAGGUCCCCCUGGACCACAUGGUCCCCCUGGACCCCCAGGCACACCUGGAUCUCAGGGCCUGGCUGCAGAGCACAGCGUGAUGGGGCCGUCUGUAAGUGCGGGGCGCUGUGGAGGGGCCACCCCCAGGGCGAUGGGCUCUGGGGCAGGCCCAGGGCACCAGGGGGAGCCUGGCGGGAAGGCGGAAGAGGAGGACAAAGCCACCGCUGCGGAGGGUGAGGGGGUGCAACAGCUGCGGGAGGCCCUGAAGAUCCUGGCAGAGAGAGUCCUCAUCCUGGAGCACAUGAUUGGCAUUCAUGAUCCCCUGGCCUCCCCCGAGGGGGGCUCCGGCCAGGACGCCGCCCUGAGAGCCAACCUCAAGAUGAAGCGUGGUGGCCCCCCGCCUGAUGGCUCCCUGGCUGCCCUGCUUGGCCCUGAUCCCGGGAAGAGGAGUGCUGGCCGGGCCAGCGACGGGAAGUAAGAGGCCAGCCCUCCAGGACAAGCCCUGACUCCGCAAGGCUCGGGCCCCGAGGCUGGGCUGCCGCCCCCACCUGAAGACACCCCAAGUGGGACUGGUCUCAAGGCCCGGGUGAUGAUUAGGGACACUGGCUCCUGGGGCCUGGGGGCCUUGGGGACAGAUGGCAACUCCAAGGGCAGGGUCCAGAGGGGCCCAGCACCUUUGGCAGAGCCCUGCCCUCCCUGCCCUCCCUACCCCCACUCCCUGCUGGAGACGGGGUCUGGUGGGCUUGGCAUCGGCUGAGAACAGCUCUAAUACCCAUCAUUGCCAAGUGCCUGCGUCGUCUGGGCCUAUCCGAGGAGCUUCCCCACGUUGUCUCAUUUAACCCUUAGGAGGUAGGCUUGGUACCCCCACUUUCCUGGGGGCAGAGGCUUGGAGAGGGUCAAGAACCUUCCCAAGGCCACUAGAUGGCCCUCGAAGGCCGGGGCAGGAUUUGAAUCCAUGCCUCUCAGUUCCCGAACCCAUGAUCUAUCUACUCUGCCAGCUUCCCCUCUUCACAGGGACUCUCAGGCUGGGUGGGCAUCAGGCUGGGCGGCUCCUGAGGCUCCAACCGGGAAGGAGGGCAGGACCCUGCCCAGCACGAGUCUGCAGAGGCCCUGGGCCUCCUUCCUCCCCUCCCCUCCCUCGGUUCGUGGUCUGCUUUGCGGCCUGGGGGUGGUGUGGCCAGGAGGCCCUGAAUCAACCCAUGAUAGUCAUGUGAUUUUGCAGACUGUAAGUCAGGAGCACUGGGGUGCGAGGACCCUCAAACUCAACUGACAUGGCCCUCCGCUGCAUCCCAGGCUCUCUGACCCCACCCCACCCCCAGGGCCUCCCAGCCCUGAGCAGGGAAGGGGGAUUUAAGGGGAACGUGCUCCCUCCAGGGGCCGCCCCGGCAGCCCUGCCCUCUCCCAGGCUCUCUAGGAAUCUGCAGGGUCAGCCAUGUCCAUGUGACACAGCAAGUCCUCUGUCCCUCUGUCCCCAGCUUGAGUCCCAGGCCCUGCUGGGGGGUGAUGCUCCCACCCUGGUGCUGGGGUCCAGCCACGCUCCCCACUAGACACCCAGAGCCCCAGGUCCCCAGAGCAGCUCAGACCACAGCCCUCAGGGCCUCUCAGGCCUCGUCCCCUGUGCCCUAGACUGACCCUGGUGCUCCUCUCUCACUGGGUCAGCGACAGCCAACUCAGACACUCCCAGGUGCUGGCGCCCCACCCCGCGUCUGUGUCUGCCCUCGAGGCUGGAGCCACUUGUCCCCACUGCCCUUGGUGCUCCUGGGAGGGCAUGGCCUGGUCCCUCCGGGCCCUGGUAACCUCUCCCUGCCCUCAAGGCCUAGACUGUCCCUGGUAAGGCAGGGCUGGCCGUGUGGGGAGCCGAGAUGUGACUUCCUGCAGGCCUGUCUUCACGGAGGGGGUGGCCAGGGCUGGCGGGAAGUCUGUAACCCUCCGACAAUAAAGGUGCUCUCCCCACUGUG